CCAGAGAACAUUCACUUGUCUCCUUCACGAAAAUUGUAAUGUUUAUUCUGUGUUCUGUUUGCAGAACAUGGCGUUCUGAACCUUGGCACAGUGGGAGAACCUAGGCUGAAGUACAGUCCAUUGUUUACCCUGCAGGGGCCUGUGUGUGCCCUGGAAAGCGCUGCCCAUUCACAUGGACCCCAUAGAGCUGAGAGACGUCAACAGCAGCCCUGACGAGGAGAGUUCCAGUGGAGGCGGCGGACAGGAUGGCUAUGGCACAAUAGGGAAGCCCGAGAAGACCGCAAUGAGCAGUCAGUUCACCGACAUGGACGCUGAGAGCCAGAAGUUCCUGACAAAUGGGUUUCUGAGGGAGAAGACACUGGCGGACUGUGGCGACGAACACCACCCGGGAACCACACCCUUCGGGAUGUCCUCCUUCAACCUGAGCAACGCCAUCAUGGGCAGCGGGAUCCUGGGCCUGUCCUACGCCAUGGCCAACACGGGCAUCCUGCUGUUCAUAAUCCUGCUGUUCACAGUGGCAGUCCUGUCUUUGUACUCGGUUCACCUGUUACUGAAGACGGCCAAGGAGGGAGGGUCUUUGAUUUAUGAGAGAUUAGGGGAAAAAGCCUUUGGCUGGCCUGGGAAGAUCGGAGCUUUUGUUUCCAUCACGCUGCAGAACAUGGGAGCCAUGUCCAGCUACCUAUUUAUCAUCAAAUACGAGCUACCCGAAGUAAUCCAAGUGUUCCUGGGACUGGAAGAGAACACCGGGCAGUGGUACCUCAACGGAAACUACCUGGUGAUCCUCGUGUCUGCGGCUGUGAUUCUCCCACUCUCACUCCUGAAGAAUUUAGGCUACCUGGGCUACACCAGUGGAUUCUCUCUCAGCUGCAUGGUGUUCUUUGUCAGUGUGGUCAUAUACAAGAAAUUCCAGAUUCCCUGCCCCCUGCCCAACCUGGGCCCAAGCGCAGGAAACCUGACCUUCAAUGGCACAGCGGUGGCACACGUGGUCCUGCUGCCCAAUGGAUCCGAGAGCACCAACGUGAACUUCUUGGUCGACCUCACCCAGCACGGACCUGCGGAGCUGACAGAGAGCCAGGCCAGGGGCAGCGGCAUGGAGUUCGAAGCCCAGAGUGACUCCAAGUGCCAGCCCAAGUACUUCGUGUUCAACUCCCGGACAGCCUACGCGAUUCCCAUCCUGGCGUUUGCCUUUGUGUGCCACCCUGAGGUCCUGCCCAUCUACAGUGAGCUCAAAGACCGGUCACGGAGGAAGAUGCAGACAGUGUCCAACGUGUCCAUCACAGGGAUGCUGGUCAUGUACCUGCUGGCAGCCCUCUUUGGGUACCUGACCUUUUACGGGGAAGUGGAAGACGAGCUCCUGCAUGGCUACAGCAAAGUGUACACCUUCGACAUCCUGCUUCUCAUGGUGCGCCUGGCCGUGCUGGUUGCCGUGACCCUGACCGUGCCCAUCGUCCUGUUCCCGAUCCGCACCUCGGUCACCACACUGCUGUUCCCCCAGAGGCCGUUCCGCUGGGCACGGCACUUUGUCAUUGCGGCCGUGAUUAUCACUGUCAACAACAUUUUGGUCAUCCUGGUGCCCAACAUCAAAUACAUCUUUGGAUUCAUAGGGGCAUCUUCAGCCACGAUGCUGAUUUUCAUUCUCCCAGCAGCGUUCUAUCUGAGACUCGUCAAGAAGGAGCCGCUGCGGUCACCGCAGAAGGUCGGGGCCGUCAUCUUCCUGGCGACCGGCGUCAUCUUCAUGAUCGGCAGCAUGGCCCUCAUCAUCAUCGACUGGGUCUACAACCCUCCCAGCUCCAAGCAUCACUAGCCAAGGAUGGACCCCUCCAGUCGGACGUGGCUGCACAGCCCGCUGCCGCAGAGGCCCUCAGCCAGCCACCGGAAGCAGCAGUAUGGCCGGACUCCUGCAGAUGAGAGGAACAACGUGGGUCAGGAAUGCUGUUUACAACCUGAGGUGCAUACCUCUGCAGCUGCCCAAGAGCCCUGCCUGUUGUCACCCAGUGAUGCCCCCUCCCUCUGUGUCCCCCAUUCACACCACAGCCCUGAUUCGAGAAGCCCACAUGUGCCUGUCUCGGGGGUCUGGGAGAAGGCAUGCUCGGGGGCUGCCUGUAGCGGCAGCUUCCUGGUGUGGAGGGCAGCAGCGAGGGUGCUCAUGACCCCUGCACGGAGGUUCCCAGCCUUGCUGCCAUCACCCCAUCUUCCACACAGGCAUGACUGCCACCCAGUGUCAUUGGAGACAUUUGGACUUGAAGACCUUGAGUGCAGUCUAGGCCACC
Ochotona princeps (American pika) is the source of this 2270-nucleotide messenger RNA. It is a transcript of the gene SLC38A4, whose product is annotated as solute carrier family 38 member 4. The coding region runs from base 173 to 1804 and encodes 543 amino acids. Gene Ontology annotation, biological process: amino acid transmembrane transport. The transcript has 15 exons. Gene Ontology annotation, molecular function: amino acid transmembrane transporter activity. The record is from RefSeq and is a predicted model, not a curated record. Lineage: Eukaryota; Metazoa; Chordata; Mammalia; Lagomorpha; Ochotonidae.